AGUAGGUGGCGGUAAUGCACCUUAACGCUGGUGGAGCUACACGCCGUAAAACUGAAGAAGAAGAAGAAGAAGCGAGGUUUCUUCCGCCUUCAUCGAAUGACGCGGCUUCCUUUCUGCCCGUGCUAACCUCGAAGUGAACACGCGUUCGCCGUCUAGCUCAAAAUGCGUUACGUAGCUGCUUACCUGCUCGCUUCCCUUGGGGGAAAUGGCAACCCUAAGGCCGGUGACCUCAAGAAGAUCCUGGAAAGUGUUGGCAUUGAGGCUGACGACACACGCCUGACAAAGGUCAUUACUGAGCUCACAGGCAAGAAUGUGGAGGAGGUGAUCGCUACAGGUUACGGUAAACUGGCCAGCAUGCCAGCAGGCGGCGGCGGUGGUGCUGUAGCAGUUGCCAGCUCUGUGGCUGUUGGCUCAGGUGGAGCCGCUGCCCCAGCAGCUGAGAAGGAGGAAGAGAAGAAAGAGGAGUCUGAGGCGUCCGAUGACGACAUGGGAUUCGGCCUGUUCGACUAAACUUUUUCCAAUAUGAAUAAAAUUUAUAAAAAACACCAAA
Molecule: messenger RNA, 550 nt
Organism: Cottoperca gobio
Lineage: Eukaryota; Metazoa; Chordata; Actinopteri; Perciformes; Bovichtidae
Gene: rplp2b
Product: ribosomal protein, large P2 b
Exons: 5
Coding region: 163-510 (115 amino acids)
Biological process (GO): cytoplasmic translational elongation
Cellular component (GO): ribosome; cytosolic large ribosomal subunit
Molecular function (GO): structural constituent of ribosome
Source: RefSeq, a predicted model, not a curated record